ACCUCUCACCCUCUCGCUGUCCCCGCGCGACAGAGGCGGUGCGCGGACUACGUCGCCCGGCGUGCAUCGCGCGUGCCCCGCCCCAUGUGUUCCUUUGACUUCUGGGAAACCGAGUUCAGCUGCCUUCCCACGAGCCUUCACGGCGCCGUGCUCGGUACUUGAAAUCCCGGCAAGCUCGGCGGCACUUUAGCUCCGCCUCUCUCCUCCUUUGCUCACGAGCCCCGCCCCAGCCCGCCCCGCCCCGCGCCGGGGCCGGAGCCGCAGCCCGAGCGGCGGGGUGACCAUGGAGGAAGAAGAUGAGUCUCGAGGGAAGACGGAGGAGUCGGGCGAGGACCGGGGAGAUGGGCCGCCAGACAGAGAUCCCACGCUUUCUCCUUCUGCCUUUAUCCUGCGAGCUAUCCAGCAGGCCGUGGGAAGCUCCCUGCAGGGAGACCUGCCCAAUGACAAAGAUGGCUCUCGGUGUCAUGGCCUUCGAUGGCGGCGCUGCCGGAGUCCACGGUCAGAGCCCCGUUCCCAGGAAUCAGGGGGGACUGACACGGCUACUGUGCUGGACAUGGCUGCGGACAGCUUCCUCGCAGGGCUGGUGAGUGUCCUGGAUCCCCCGGAUACCUGGGUUCCCAGCCGCCUGGACCUGCGGCCUGGCGAAAGUGAGGACAUGCUGGAGCUGGUGGCCGAGGUUCGAAUCGGGGACAGAGAUCCCAUCCCUCUGCCUGUGCCCAGCCUGCUGCCCCGGCUCAGGGCGUGGAGGACGGGCAAAACGGUUUCUCCACAGUCGAACACUUCUCGGCCCACCUGUGCCCGUCACCUCACCUUGGGCACGGGAGAUGGGGGCCCUGCCCCACCUCCUGCCCCCUCCUCUGCGUCCUCCUCCCCUUCCCCUUCUCCCUCAUCUUCCUCCCCUUCCCCUCCCCCACCCCCACCGCCCCCUGCACCCCCAGCCCCACCUGCCCCCCGAUUCGACAUCUAUGACCCCUUCCACCCCACCGACGAGGCCUACUCUCCACCACCUGCUCCGGAGCAAAAGUACGACCCCUUCGAGCCCACUGGCUCCAACCCCAGCUCAUCAGCCGGGACCCCCUCACCCGAGGAGGAAGAGGAGGAGGAGGAAGAGGAAGAAGAGGAGGAAGAGGAGGAGGAGGAGGAGGAGGGCCUGUCCCAGAGCAUCAGCCGCAUCUCGGAGACCCUGGCAGGCAUCUACGAUGACAACAGCCUGAGCCAGGACUUCCCAGGUGACGAGAGCCCCCGCCCGGACCCACAGCCCGCACAGCCGACUCCAGCCCCUGGAACACCGCCCCAGGUGGACUCCACCCGGGCUGAUGGAGCCAUGCGCCGGCGGGUCUUCGUCGUGGGGACCGAGGCGGAGGCCUGUCGGGAAGGCAAGGUCUCUGUGGAGGUGGUGACCGCUGGUGGAGCCGCCCUCCCGCCGCCCCUGCUGCCGCCUGGCGACUCGGAGAUUGAGGAGGGCGAGAUUGUCCAGCCAGAGGAGGAGCCCAGGGUGGCACUGUCCCUUUUCCGCCCCAGCGGCCGGGCCACCCGGCCUCCGCCCGCCGCCUCGGCCACACCUGCGGCCCAGCCCCUACCCCAGCCUCCUGCUCCCCGGGCCCCCGAGGGGGAUGACUUCUUGUCCCUGCACGCGGAGUCGGAUGGCGAGGGCGCCCUGCAGGUGGACCUGGGGGAGCCAGCCCCGGCGCCGCCUGCUGCUGACUCACGCUGGGGCGGCCUGGACCUGCGCCGCAAGAUCCUGACCCAGCGGCGGGAGCGCUACCGCCAGCGCUCGCCCUCCCCGGCACCUGCGCCAGCUCCGGCAGCCGCGGUGGGUCCCCCCACGCGCAAGAAGUCCCGGCGGGAGCGCAAGCGCAGCGGUGAGGCCAAGGAGGCGGCUUCGUCCUCGUCGGGUACCCAGCCUGCGCCGCCCGCCCCAGCCUCGCCCUGGGACUCCAAGAAGCACCGCUCGCGGGACCGCAAGCCCGGCUCCCACACCUCGUCGUCUGCCCGCCGCCGCUCCCGCUCCCGCUCCCGCUCCACCCGCCGCCGCUCGCGCAGUACCGACCGCCGCCGCGGAGGCAGCCGCAGGUCGCGGUCCCGGGAAAAGCGGCGGCGGCGGAGGCGCUCAGCUUCCCCACCCCCAGCCACCUCUUCAUCGUCGUCUUCGAGGCGUGAGCGGCACCGCGGGAAACACCGGGACGGUGGCGGCAGCAAGAAGAAGAAGAAGCGGUCACGGUCCCGGGGCGAGAAGCGGUCUGGGGAUGGCAGCGAGAAGGCCCCGGCACCUGCUCCGCCGCCCUCCGGCUCCACCUCUGGUGGUGACCGCGACAGCCGCCGCCGGGGGGCCGUGCCGCCCUCCAUCCAGGACCUCACGGACCACGACCUCUUCGCCAUCAAGCGGACCAUCACGGUGGGCCGGCUUGACAAGUCCGACCCCCGAGGACCCUCUCCCGCCCCGGCCUCGUCACCUAAGCGGGAGGUCCUGUACGACUCUGAGGGACUGAGCGGCGAGGAGCGGGGCGGCAAGAGCAGCCAGAAGGACCGGCGCCGCUCGGGGGCUGCUUCCUCCUCCUCCUCCUCCCGGGAGAAGGGGUCUCGUCGGAAGGCUCUGGACGGGGGGGACCGGGAUCGGGACAGGGACAGAGAUAGGGACAGGGACAGGUCAUCCAAGAAGGCCCGGCCCCCCAAGGAGUCGGCGCCUUCCUCAGGGCCCCAGCCAAAGCCACCGGUCAGCAGCGGCUCAGGCUCUUCAUCCUCGUCCUCCUCCUCUUCGUCCCGGAAGGUGAAGCUGCAGUCCAAGGUGGCGGUGCUGAUCCGCGAGGGUGUCAGCAGCACCACUCCGGCCAAGGACGCCGCGUCGGCCGGCCUGGGCUCCAUCGGCGUCAAAUUCAGCCGCGACCGGGAGAGUCGCUCCCCUUUCCUCAAGCCCGACGAGCGGGCCCCGACUGAGAUGGCCAAAGCAGCUCCGGGCAGCACCAAGCCCAAAAAGACCAAGGUCAAGGCCAAGGCAGGGGCCAAGAAAGCCAAGGGGACCAAGGGAAAGACCAAGCCAUCCAAGACCAGGAAAAAGGUCCGCAGUGGAGGCGGUAGCGGGGGCAGUGGUGGCCCGGUGUCACUGAAGAAGUCCAAGGCGGAUAGCUGCAGCCAGGCGGCAGGCACCAAGGGGACAGAGGAGACUUCGUGGUCCGGAGAGGAACGGGCAGCCAAGGUCCCUAGCACCCCACCCCCCAAGGUAGCCCCACCACCCCCUGCCCUCACUCCAGACUCACAGACUGUGGACAGCAGCUGCAAGACACCCGAGGUCUCCUUCCUGCCUGAGGAGGCCACUGAGGAGGCUGGGGUCCGAGGGGGUGCAGAGGAGGAGGAGGAAGAGGAAGAAGAGGAGGAGGAAGAAGAGGAGGAGGAGGAGCAGCAGCCUGCCACCACCACGGCCACCAGCACUGCUGCGGCCGCCCCAAGCACUGCCCCCAGCGCGGGGUCCACAGCCGGUGACUCGGGGGCGGAGGACGGGCCGGCUUCCCGUGUCUCCCAGCUGCCCACGCUGCCCCCGCCCAUGCCCUGGAACCUGCCAGCUGGUGUGGACUGCACCACCAGCGGCGUCCUGGCCUUGACUGCACUUCUCUUCAAGAUGGAAGAAGCCAACCUGGCGAGCCGAGCGAAGGCCCAGGAGCUGAUCCAGGCCACCAACCAGAUCCUCAGCCACAGAAAGCCACCCUCAAGUCUGGGGGUGACCCCAGCUCCUGUGCCCACCUCUCUGGGUCUGCCCCCUGGCCCCUCCAGCUACCUGCUUCCUGGCAGCCUCCCCCUGGGGGGCUGCGGCUCGACCCCUCCUACCCCCACCGGGCUGGCUGCCACUUCUGACAAGAGAGAGGGCAGCAGCAGCUCCGAGGGACGUGGGGACACAGAUAAGUAUCUGAAGAAGCUGCACACGCAGGAGCGGGCGGUGGAGGAGGUGAAGCUGGCCAUUAAGCCAUACUACCAGAAGAAGGACAUCACCAAGGAGGAGUACAAGGACAUUCUGAGGAAGGCUGUCCACAAGAUCUGCCACAGCAAAAGCGGGGAGAUCAACCCGGUGAAGGUGAGCAACCUGGUGCGGGCCUACGUCCAGCGCUACCGCUACUUCCGCAAGCACGGUCGCAAGCCAGGGGACCCCCCGGGGCCCCCACGGCCACCUAAGGAGCCAGGGCCCCCGGACAAGGGUGGCCCGGGUCUGCCCCUGCCCCCUCUCUGAGAGCCCUGGCCAGCUCUUCGCCCCUCAUCUCUUUGAAAUUCUGGACAUAUUUAUGGCUCCACCUCCCCACUUCCCUCCCCCAUCAGUGGGAUGAUUGGGGGAGGGAUGCUGCAGGGAAGAGGAGAGCCCCCUGCCCUGCCCUGCCCCAUGCCCACAUCCCUUGCCCCAAAGCCUGUCCCCAGUGCCCCUCCCUUCUGUUCGUGCCCCUCUCCCCAGUUUCAUUAAAGAUUUCAUGAAACAUC
Molecule: messenger RNA, 4458 nt
Organism: Callithrix jacchus (white-tufted-ear marmoset)
Lineage: Eukaryota; Metazoa; Chordata; Mammalia; Primates; Cebidae
Gene: SCAF1
Product: SR-related CTD associated factor 1
Molecular function (GO): RNA polymerase II C-terminal domain binding
Source: RefSeq, a predicted model, not a curated record